UUCACUUUCAACAUGUCUUCCAACAAUUUAGAACCUGUUAAUGGUAAGCGUAUUGCUCUUCCUGUUCGUGUUGAACCCAAGGUCUUCUUUGCCAAUGAACGUACUUUUCUGUCUUGGUUAAACUUCACUGUUGUUCUCGGUGGUUUAGCUAUGGGUCUUUUGAACUUUGGUGAUCGUAUUGGUCGUAUGUCUGCUGUCUUGUUUACUGUGAUUGCUAUGGGUGUCAUGCUUUAUGCUUUAUAUACCUUCCAUUGGAGAGCUACAAAGAUUAGAAAUAGAGAAGCAGCUCCUUAUGAUGAUCGUGUUGGUCCUACUGUUUUGUGUAUCUUUUUAUUGGCUGCUGUCUGUGUCAACUUCUACUUACGAAUGGGUGGAAAACAUUAAGAUGCAUUCAUGCCAACAUACACACACACACACACACACACAUA
Messenger RNA from Gilbertella persicaria, 428 nucleotides. Its product is annotated as vacuolar transporter chaperone 1. NCBI's taxonomy places the organism in Eukaryota, Fungi, Mucoromycota, Mucoromycetes, Mucorales, Choanephoraceae. The coding region runs from base 13 to 384 and encodes 123 amino acids. Gene Ontology annotation, cellular component: vacuolar transporter chaperone complex; fungal-type vacuole membrane. The record is from RefSeq and is a predicted model, not a curated record. The transcript is spliced from 2 exons.